AUGAUUGCAACCAAUAUAGAGAAUCCGGAUGGUCCAGGACGCUCGAGAUCCAAAAGAACUAUCGCCGAAGUAGAAAAAAGCAGUGUGAACGGUCCUGAAACCGAUAGUACCAAGCCAGAUAUACUGAAUUCAGAUCCACAAGAAGACCAAGGAGAAGAAGGAGAAGAAGAAGAAGAAGAAGAAAACGAAAAAUCAGCGGCCAAGCGUGUAUGUCGACUACCCGCCUACAACUUUCUUAGGUUCUGCUACCGUCAUAAUCCCGAUAUCCAGCAGUCUCCUACGCAUACGGCAUGUUUUCAACAAGACGAGCUACGACGUGCAAAACUGCGGAACCAGAUCGAAAAAUUGGAGCCUAAGCACCAACAACAAGUCAGCGACGCUCUGCAUGGAUUCCUAAGCUGUAGCGACAAAAACAGACGUCUAGUGCUGGAGGGAAUAUUGACCAACUGCUGUUUUCCCCAACUCUCAUUCAUGGCAUCUGAGAUUCAAAGCCUGAUAAAGCUCGAUUUCAUCAGCAUACUGCCCGAAGAGGUAUCGCUCAAGAUCUUGGGGUUUCUAGACUGCCAAAGUCUAUGUAAUGCCACACAGGUAAGUCGUCGGUGGAAACAGCUGGCCGACGACGACAGAGUAUGGUAUCACAUGUGUCAGCAACACAUUGAUCGAAAAUGUCCCAAUUGCGGCUGGGGACUCCCUCUACUGCACAUGAAAAGAGCUCGCUUCAUAGAAACCGGCGAUCCUGCAGCCACUACAAACAAGACUGGUACCACAGAUGUAGCCAAUGGUACAGUUGCAAAGAGUGGCAGAAAGACGCGACCUUGGAAGGUUAUUUACCAAGAACGUUACAAAGUUGAAUCCAAUUGGAGAAAAGGAAAGGCACAUGUACAGGAGUUCAAGGGUCACAUGGACGGCGUUCUAGCGUUACAGUUCAACUACCGACUAUUGUUCACAGCUUCUUACGACUCUACAGUGGCCAUCUGGAAUUUGGUCACUGGAAAACUGGUCAGGAGACUCACGGGCCACAGGGAUGGUGUUAAAACAUUGUAUUUUGACGAUCAAAAACUUAUCACGGGCUCACUGGACCGCACAAUUCGCGUUUGGAACUAUGCCACAGGGUCCUGUAUCUCUACGUAUCGGGGUCAUUCCGACAGCGUACUAAGUGUGGACUCGUGCAAAAAAAUAAUUGUCUCUGGAUCGGCUGACAAAACCGUGAAGGUGUGGCACGUAGACUCCCGCACUUGCUACACGCUGCGAGGUCAUUCAGAAUGGGUGGGAUGUGUCAAGCUGCAUCCUAGCAGCUUUACAUGCUUCAGUGGUAGCGACGACACCACAAUUCGAAUGUGGGAUAUUCGUUCCAAUACAUGCAUAAAGACGUUUCGCGGACACGUUGGCCAGGUGCAAAAGGUGCUGCCGCUAAAUAUAGUGGACACUGAGCAUCUGGUGGUAGAUGCGACGUGCGAAGCUAAAGUUUUGCCUGAAGAAGCAGGAGAAGAACAGGAAUCUGGACGCAACGGGGCUUGGGAUGACUCUUUACCAUACCCGUCCCAUUUGCUAUCGUGCUCGCUGGACAACACCAUCAAGCUUUGGGAUGUGCGCACCGGGGUAUGUGUACGAACCCAUUUCGGACAUCUGGAAGGAAUCUGGGAUAUCGCGGCUGACAAUUUCCGUAUUGUAAGCGGGGCACACGAUAAGACCGUCAAGGUCUGGGAUCUACAAAGCGGCAAGUGUAUCCAUACGUUUGAUAGCCAUCAGGCGCCCAUAACAUGUGUGGGCAUAGGUGAUUCAGAAUUCGUGAGUGGUGAUGAGUUGGGCUGUGUCAAAAUGUAUCGCUUUGAUUAG
Molecule: messenger RNA, 1836 nt
Organism: Lachancea sp. 'fantastica'
Lineage: Eukaryota; Fungi; Ascomycota; Saccharomycetes; Saccharomycetales; Saccharomycetaceae
Source: the annotation of a GenBank genome assembly